AUGGCUGAAUUUAUUUUAAGCAGUCAAAACAAUCAAUUACUAAUUUUUGAAUCAUUUAUAUUUCAACGAGAAAAGCUUAUUAACGAUACAAGUUAUUGGCGUUGUGUUAAAUUCCACUUGGAGGAGUGCAAUGGAAGGGCAAGGACAAAAUCUGGAGUUAUAUUUCAUAAUCAAAUGCAUAAUCAUGUUCCAGACAUUGCCGAAAUUGAAGCAAGGAAAGAAAUAAAUCAAAUAAAGGAAAAGGCAACUACCUCGCAAACUCUACCCAAUAAUAUAAUAGCGGAUAUAACAACCAAUAUAUCUACAGCAGCUAUGGGGAGAAUGCCAAGUUGUUCCUUACUCAAAAGAACAAUUCAAAGAAAACGACGCCUAGUAGGAAGGGCGCCUACUGUUCCUGUUAAUUUAAUUGACCUAAUAAUCCCUAUUGAAUAUCAAAUAAAUAAUAACGGGCAACAAUUUUUAUUAUAUGAUAGCGGUCACCAUGAUCAUCGAUGCCUAAUAUUUUCAACAGUGAAAAAUAUACAGUUCCUAUCAACGUGCGACAAAUGGUACGCAGAUGGCACCUUCAAAACAUGCCCUCCACUCUUUCAACAAAUCUAUACCAUCCAUGGAAUGAAAUACGACACGAUUAUUCCUGCCGUUUAUAUCCUUAUGGCGUCGCGUCGCCAUCAAGAUUAUUUAAAUAUUUUCCAAAAAAUUAAAAAUUUAGAAAUUCAUCUUGAUCCUAGGUCUAUAAUGACAGACUUUGAAUUGGCAGCCAUAUCAGCUUUCAACCAAUCUUUUCCGUUGGCUGAUAACCGUGGAUGUUUCUUCCACAUGUCUCAAUGCAUAUGGCGUGCCGUUCAAAAAAAUUCAAUAAUUUGUAUGUCAUAUAUGACAGAGCCUAAUUUUGCUUUACAAAUUAAGAUGUUAUUAUCACUGGCAUAUGUGCCAGUGGAUGACAUAAUCCAUGGAUUCGAGGUGCUGGUUGGUUCCGAAUUCUAUCAAGAAAGGCGGGAUAUUCUCCAACCUUUGAUAGAAUACUUCGAGGAGACAUGGAUAGGCAAAAUGAUAGCAAUGGAGAGGAGAUCCCCAUUGUUUAGUAUUUCAUUAUGGAAUUGCUAUGAUUCCACUCUGUUGCGAGCUCCAAAUACCAACAAUGCAGUAGAAGGUUGGCACCGGAGUUUUUCUUCCCAUAUAAGUUCCCAUCAUCCAACCAUUUGGAAAUUUAUCAAAACUCUCAAAGAUGAAGAUAGCCUUAAUUGCUAUAAAUUAGAGCAAUAUUCUUUGGGACUAUUGGCCCCACUCUCAAAGAAACAAUAUCGGGAAAGAGCUCAACGGGUAUAUAGAAUAGUCGAAGAUUACUAUUCAAGGCCCAUGUUAGAUUACUUAAGGGCAUUGUCUCACAAUAUUAAUUUAAAU
Molecule: messenger RNA, 1401 nt
Organism: Gordionus sp. m RMFG-2023
Lineage: Eukaryota; Metazoa; Nematomorpha; Gordioida; Chordodea; Parachordodidae
Exons: 2
Source: RefSeq, a predicted model, not a curated record